AUGGCGUCCACAAGCUCGAACACGGCCGCAGCGCUUAAUACGCUCUCCGAUACGGCCGUUGCCCUUAUGAAGCAGCUGGAGGUCGUUCUGCUCGCUAUCAACGGUGGUAAAGACGAUCCUCAGCAGGCUGCUUCUUCUUCGACUUCCUCCGUCGACGCCCUCUCACUCGCACACGACUCUGCUUCCCUGAUCAAAGCACACUCGACCAAGAUCUCUGUUCUGAUCAUCAACGAGCCCUUCACGCCGUCCGCCAUCAUCAAAGUCCUCCGCGAACUCGUCGCCGGGCCCAUCCCAGGCAUCGCAACGGCCGCCCAGUCCUGCGACAUCGAGCGCUACACCGCAACGGUUCGGAAAGAUCUGUCAUGGAAAUGCUACACCGUUUUGAAGGAGCUAAGGGGUCUCGUUGAGAAGAUCCCGAGGGACGGCAAGAUUCUUUCCGACGCCCAGAAGAUUGGUUCUGCCGCUACAACGGGCAAGGGAAGCAUGGCUGCCACUGGUGUCAUCUGGUCCGCUUGUGACGAUGUCAUGAAUUUCUCAAAGGGAGGGAUCGGUGCUUGCUUUGUUAAAAAGGUUGAGGAGUUCAGGGCUACGCUGAAGGAUGUGAUGGAGGAGCUCAAGGAUUGGGGUGAGGAGGAGCCCGAUGAUGAUGACGAUGAUAGCGACGCCAACGACCUCGACCACGAUUCUGCCCUCGGCUCCAUGAUGCCCUCCACCCAGGAGUUGAUCGACGACAUAAUGGGCGGCCAGCAGGCGAUUCCCCGCGAUGACCCCGACAAGAUCCGCGACCGUCUCGAAUCCUGUCUGAAGCGCCUGAGGCUGACCACCCUACUCUACCAAGCCAUCGUCAAGCGACGCCUCAAGACCCUGCCUUCGCUGCCUGCCGAGAACUCAGACGUUCCGAAACGGUUGGACGAGGCAAUGCGCAUACUGAGAAAGCUGCCGCACAUGUUCGAUGAGCUUGCAGGCGCAUUUUACGAGCUGUCACCCGACGAGAUCGAUCGCGUCAUGAAUCUGUGUUUCGAUGAGAUCGUUGCGCUGUCGGAGCAGCUCAAGGCACCAUGGAGUGGUGACAAGGAUGAAUUUUUUGAUUGGGUCGUCAAAUUCCAGACGGAGGUCAAGAAGGGCUGA
This is a messenger RNA of Colletotrichum karsti, 1128 nucleotides long. RefSeq lists its product as uncharacterized. Lineage: Eukaryota; Fungi; Ascomycota; Sordariomycetes; Glomerellales; Glomerellaceae. Gene Ontology annotation, cellular component: nucleus. Gene Ontology annotation, biological process: regulation of cell cycle. The transcript has a single exon. The record is from RefSeq and is a predicted model, not a curated record. The coding region runs from base 1 to 1128 and encodes 375 amino acids.